AUGAAACAAGCUGCUAAACAAGCGAUUUUGCAGAAUUUCUCGGGAAAAUGGCCGGAUAGUGGAAAUGAAUCUAAUUUAAUUGGAGAAGCAAUGGAACGACGAUUUGGUGGCGUUUGGAUGGUUGCCGUUUUUGAUAUUGACUUUGAUGCUGCUUAUACAAUUGUUCGCCGUUCCCCAAGUUAUAUGUUAUUUGGUGUUAAUGAAAGAGCAAUUUUAAUUGCUAGGGAAGGAAAUGGAAGAAGACAAAAUAAAAACAAUUCUUUACUUUGA
Meloidogyne enterolobii is the source of this 270-nucleotide messenger RNA. The record is from the annotation of a GenBank genome assembly. Lineage: Eukaryota; Metazoa; Nematoda; Chromadorea; Rhabditida; Meloidogynidae.